This is a messenger RNA of Carassius gibelio (silver crucian carp), 2010 nucleotides long. Its product is annotated as T-cell leukemia homeobox protein 3-like. Gene Ontology annotation, cellular component: nucleus. The transcript has 3 exons. The coding region runs from base 214 to 1110 and encodes 298 amino acids. Gene Ontology annotation, biological process: regulation of transcription by RNA polymerase II; animal organ development. Gene Ontology annotation, molecular function: DNA-binding transcription factor activity, RNA polymerase II-specific; RNA polymerase II cis-regulatory region sequence-specific DNA binding. The record is from RefSeq and is a predicted model, not a curated record. Lineage: Eukaryota; Metazoa; Chordata; Actinopteri; Cypriniformes; Cyprinidae.
GCCAAGUCCUCGUGCCAAAAACUUUUUACCCACAGUCGAAUGCGUCCAAGCCAUCCUAAGUCAAGAACUGAAUCUCGAGGAGUAAUACAUCAUAAAGUAUAUAUUACGAGGGAUUCCCUUUACUGAUAGAGAUAGAGUUUUCCAUUUUGCGAUUCCAGGGCAAUACGAAAUUGUCUGUGGAAUAAACCCACUGGAAAGGUUCGGGUGGUGAGGAUGGACCGAGCCCCAAGCUCCAGCCCAGGUGGCACCAGUCAAACAUCACAACCAACCCAACAUGAACCCAUCAGCUUCGGCAUUGACCAGAUUCUCAGCGGCACCGAUCAAGAAUCACAGCAGAACUCGAGCAGGAAUAAUUCCGAGAGCAACAGCAGCAGCGCGAGCGGAGGAAGUUACCAUCUCGGCAGCCCAACGGGAGCGAGCGCAACGCCGUACACUACGCUAACAGGCACUUUUCACGGUAUCGCGGCUCCAUAUGAGGAGUCCAGUCCGUACGGAGUGAACUUGACCCUUGCACCCGGAGGAGUGAUUAGGGUCCCGGCUCACAGGCCCCUGACCGCGGCCGUGCCUCCACCCAUGGCCAGCGCGGUACCCGGACUUGGGAGCCUCAGUUUUCCCUGGAUGGAGAGCAGCCAGCGAUUCGCAAAAGACAGAUUUGCAGCAGCCCUGACGCCUUUCACUGUGGCUCGGCGUAUUGGUCACCCGUACCAGAACCGCACACCACCUAAGAGAAAGAAGCCUCGUACGUCUUUCUCCCGAGUGCAGAUCUGUGAGCUGGAGAAGCGCUUCCACAGACAAAAAUACCUGGCCAGCGCUGAACGAGCAGCUUUGGCCAAAACUCUGAAGAUGACAGACGCUCAGGUCAAAACCUGGUUUCAAAACCGCAGGACCAAAUGGAGGCGGCAGACGGCAGAAGAGAGGGAGGCAGAGCGACAGCAGGCCAACCGACUGAUGAUUCAACUCCAGCACGAUGCCUUCCAGAAGUCUUUGACUGAAUCAGUUCCAACAGACCCGCUCUGCAUCCACAACUCAUCACUGUUCGCCCUGCAGAACCUACAGCCUUGGGCGAGUGAAGAGAGCGGCAAGCUCGGGGGAGUGACUGCGCUCGUAUGAGUACCACAACUCGAGAAGCAAAGGACAUUCUCGUUCUUUUUUGAUGGACUGGGAUGUUGGUUGACCUUAUCUCCUUCCUAAAAGACUAUUUCAUUCCACAAAAAAAGUGAGGAACUAAUACUGAACCAAUGAGCAAACCCAUAUAAGUAAAAAGUUCAGCAUCGUAUGAGCCUCUGCAGAAUAUCCUUUUUUUGUGGCGUGUCUGUGCGUACAGAGAUUUUUUUUUAUCCCCAUUAGGGUCAGUUUCAUUGACAAGGGAACAGGCCCUCUCAGCUGACCCUUUUAUACAGAUCCACUGAUCUUCUCCUCCAUCCUUUCAUUUGUCCUUCUGCCCCUCUGUAAUCUCUCCACCACUCAGAGCUGUAAAACACAGGAUUAAUGCAGAAGAUGGAAGUAACAAUGAAUUAAUUAUUCAUAACGUGAAUUCCACGACCUAAAAUGCCCCCAAUCUGACCAUUUGUGAGGAAAAAAAGGACACAAACGCACAAAUAAACACUUUUCUGUCAUCGAUAUAAGUUAUUGUUUUAUCAGGCUGGAUAGUAAAUGAAUAUUUCAUCAUUUUUUAUGAAAUUACAUCCCAACUAGUUGAGGAAUCACAUGAAACGUCCAGAAGACAGGUGUAUGAGGUUAUACAGAGUGGUUGCAAUUUAUUUUAUUGGGUGGAUUUAUUCAGCAGUGAUUCCGAAUUGCGCUCAGAAACUCCUCAGAAUCAUGCUUCCAUGGUUGAAUGUUGUGUGUCAGACGGAAAGAACGAUUUCAGAUGAAACAAGGGUUUGUUAGAUGCCAUGUGUUGUAGGUGUGCUGUGGCAUCCCAAACUCUGUAUUAUACUUUGUAUUUGAUAAAUAUGUAAAUAGCAUACAAAAAAGUAAUAAACAAUCUGUUUUGGCAUUAACACAAAA